GAAACUUUACUAUUGAGAUCUUUGUCUUGGUUCACCUUACCAGCUAGCUCAACUUGCCUGCAAGUCCAUAUCAUGGUGACCAUAACACCUCCUCAGCCAAACGAAGCAGAGCAAAAGAAAAGAAAGCAGACCUUGGAGCGCGCAAAAGCAAAUCAUCUCUCGAAACAACUACAGAUGCGCCUGCAGUACGCAAAGCUCAAGGUUGAGCACGGUUGGGUGCGCUAUCUUAUUAUUUCCCGUCAGCUAAUGUGGUGGUUGAUUGCCUGACCGUCGAUUAGCAACGCCAAAACUUGAACGAGGUCGAGAACCUCUACUUCCAUCAUUCGCAGGUGCGCGGGCUGCGUCCUGUCGUACCUUCAAAAGCAGUCCCUCUACUAUCUAUGAAUUCCGUGCCUCCCACUGCACCCGCACCCGAACCUCUCGCACCCAUCGUAGUCGAUGAGACAUCGCAGCAGGUUACCAUUAGCCAGGCACCUCCUGUAGAUAAUUCCCGAGAGGCUACGUCCCCGCAGCGAGCAUCCAAUUCCCCUAUUGCAUCAGCAUCGACUCUCGGGCAGCAUACGCUCACUAAUACCACUUUGAAAUCUGUUACUCUGCCCCUACACACAGCACAAACCCUCCCCGAGAAGGCGCCCUCCCAGGAGCCGUCUCAACCUACUCCCGCUCCUGUUCACCCCACCGCUUCGUACAGCUCCCUCGAUUUCAGCGACCCAGCAACGAUAGCGAGGUUCACGCAAAUGCAAAUACAGCCCCAACUUCAACUUCCAUCUCAGGUUCAACCACAGAGCCAAACACCAACUCAGGUUCAAACAAACGUACAACCUCAACCACAGCCCUACAACCCCUACAUGCCCCUCACUCGACAGUCCUCCCAGCCCCAACCCAACCCCUUUACUCCCCAACCCCCUCCGCAGUACUCCUUCACUCAAUCCUAUCACGCAACCUCGCUCCAAAAUCAGUCCAACCCUCAAAUCUCUCAUUCACAGCCCAGCGCCAACUCGCAGUCUUCGUUUGGAAAUGGAAAUGGGAGCGGCCCGCUGACCUACGACAGCUUCUGGUCGACGCAUGCGAGCGCAGGGUCACUAUAUCGUACCCAUGCAGGUUUCACAGCGAGCGCGACGCCAACUGGGCAUGUCGCAAUGAUCACCCCUGGCGGGCAUGCAGCUGUGAUGACAGCCGAGGGGGUGUAUGUCGGUGCUGCAGGGUAUACGGGCCGCGUCAGUGGGUAGAGAUCAUACUGCCUUGGACUCUACUUUGCUUUGUUGCUUAUUCUUUGGCGUUGCUGGGUGGGUUGGGCGCGUUUGUAAGAACCACUUUGGAUUGCUUCAUGAUGUUAUGGUACAUUCACACUUACUACUUCGUUCUGCUCCUAAUUACAUUUGCACGUUGGUGACCGAUAUUCCUAUGGUCCUCUGGGCAAGAUCUAAUUGCUCCGGUAUGUAGUAUGAUUCCUUAGGACGCUGACACUGACAGGGACAACAAAAAUGCCUAAAAUUCGGUAUAUGGAUGCAUGACUAUAGUAACUCUACUUCUACUAACUAGCACAUUAUAAGC
Molecule: messenger RNA, 1554 nt
Organism: Suillus paluster
Lineage: Eukaryota; Fungi; Basidiomycota; Agaricomycetes; Boletales; Suillaceae
Exons: 3
Coding region: 381-1229 (282 amino acids)
Source: RefSeq, a predicted model, not a curated record